AUGACCAAGGCCAACACCUCCAAAUCAGCUGGUGCCUGCACUCACUGCGGCAAGAACGGUCAUCGACCGCACAACUGCUGGACGAAGUUUCCGGAGAAGGCUCCAAAAACCAAGUCUGCCCACCUCACACUUGUCGAUGGGUACAACCAGCUCCAAAGUGUCACCAACUGGUGCACGCUUCCAGAUGGAACUCGCAUGAAUGCCGACAACGGUGGGCCAGCUACACUAACCGUAGC
This is a messenger RNA of Puccinia graminis f. sp. tritici CRL 75-36-700-3, 236 nucleotides long. RefSeq lists its product as uncharacterized. The record is from RefSeq and is a predicted model, not a curated record. The annotation marks the transcript as partial. Lineage: Eukaryota; Fungi; Basidiomycota; Pucciniomycetes; Pucciniales; Pucciniaceae. The transcript has a single exon. Gene Ontology annotation, molecular function: zinc ion binding; nucleic acid binding.